AUGAGCGGGCAGCCUCCCCCUGGGGCACCAGCUGCCAACUAUGCCGCGCCGCCUGCAACAUCCCCAGCCGGCCCUGCUCCUGCAACAACAGGUGCUGCAGGAACGACUGGAAGCGCCAUGUCGAACCAGAAUCUGAAUCAGAUUGUCACCGAUUACCUCCUGAAAAGAGGUUUCAAUCGCACAGAAGAGAUCUUCCGCCAGGAGUCUAAACACUUAGGGCCAGAUGGGAAGCCCAUCCAGCAGCUGGCCAAUAUUGGCCCCAAGAAGUAUCAAAAGGCAUUCAAGCUUUUGAAAGAGUGGGUAGACAACAACUUAGAGCUGUACAAAUUUGAGCUAUCGAAGCUUCUCUGGCCAAUGUUUGUCUAUUCAUUUCUCGAACUUGCAGGGCAUGGUUACGCAGAGGAUGCCAAAGCAUUUCUUAAAGAAUUGAGCACAUACUUCCAAGCUGUGCACGCUGAUGACCUGAAAACAUUCUCAACGAUUUCCUUACCACAGCAUGUCGCUGAGAAUCCUACCGCAAAAUUAUACAAAGAAAACAAAUACCGAAUACCACUAAACCAACACGCCACCGGUGAUUUAUUUAACUUUUUGGAGCGAGAAUCCGAGCAGGGGGGAUCUGUCAUUCGCCAGCUGCUUGUCACCUAUUGCCAAAUUGAUUCAACCGCCCGUGGCCCCAUUACCCCUUUCAGCUUCGAGGCUGUCUUCCGACGUUCCAAGAAUGCCGAUAUUGAAGAAGUUGACGCCAAAGAAGGUAUUCCAGGUGUCAAUAUCGGGCUGUCUAACAAAGAUAUCCUAGACCCUGCUCAACCCCUCAAAUUGGGCCCUUUGCCAAUGGACCCCGAUCUGCGGGACGACGUACGCGCCGAACUUGAGGACGAGGAAAAGCGAAAUCCGCCUGUAGAAGGCACGAGUAGCAUGCUGGAAGACUUUGACCAGAAGAUUAAGCGCGAGGAAGAUGCAGAUGCCCCUAGCAGGGCCGACUUACCCUUACCGCCGUCUCGACCGCGAGACAUUAUGCUCGAAAUGCAGAGGGUGCGGGAAAAUCGUGAUCGCUUCAAGAUCGAUGGCCGAACUGGUGGCGUUGGAACAUCCGUCAGCGCAUGCAUGUUUACAUUUCACAAUACGUUUGGGACCGUAUCAUGCAUGGACUUCUCCGAUGAUGGCCAGCUAGUCGCUGCUGGCACCAGCGAGUCUUAUAUUCGAGUCUGGUCACUCGAUGGCAAGGGUCUUCCGACUAUGAACGCACACGAAAAGGACGCCAAAUUUAACAGUCGCAAGCUGAUUGGGCAUGCGGCAUCAGUUUACGACGUUUCUUUUUCAGAAUCAGCAUCCGGUCCAGCUCAGAAGCUGUUUGGCGAUGACGGCCGGCACAAUCCUGCAAUGGACGGCAGACCCAAACUUCUUCUGUCUUGCUCAGCUGAUGGCCAUGUGCGAUUGUGGUCGUUGGAGUCUUGGACAUGUCUCUGUCUCUACAAGUCUCAUGAUGGUCCUAUAUAUCGUACGCUUUGGGGACCGCACGGACAUUAUUUUAUCAGCGGCGGUUACGACAAGGCGCUACGUGUGUGGAUGCAAGACCAUGCUUCACCACAGCGGCUCUUGGUAGGACAUGACACUGCUAUAUCUGCCAUUUGCUGGCAUCCCAAUGGCAUGUAUGUCUUUUCCGCGUCUGAUGAGACAGACAAGUCUAUUCGAAUGUGGUCUGUGGUGACUGGAGCUUGUGUUCGAGUCUUUGCUGGCCAUGCCGAUUACAUUACAGCCCUUGAGUGCGCUCCAAAUGGCAAGAUUCUAGCCAGCGCCGAUCUAGCUGGUAAUAUCUUCUUCUGGGACCUUAGCAAGGGCACUCGUAUCAAGCGUUCACGCGGUCAUGGCCGGGGUGGCAUUUGGUCUCUGAGCUUUAGCGUGGAGUCAAACGUCUUAGCCUCAGGUGGACAAGACGGAACAGUAAGACUCUGGGAUGUUGAAGAGCCUGUUGACCCCCAAAAGGCUGCUGCUCAAGCCGGCCUGGAAGCCGCUGCAGCUUCCGCGGCUGGCGAUGGUGCAACCACAGCCGGAGUGGCUGCAGAUGCUUCUCGCGCCAGUGCUUCCGCUCCUGGGCAGUCUGCCGCUGCCCCAACGUCCACAGGGACUCAAAAGAAGAAGGGCAAGGAGGUCAUGGUGACGCAUGAUCAAAUCAGUGCCUUCCCAACAAAGAAGACGCCAGUCAUGAGAGUUAAAUUCACACGAAUGAACCUCGUUAUGGUCGGCGGUUGCUACGAUCCCGAGCGAUAG
Molecule: messenger RNA, 2268 nt
Organism: Pochonia chlamydosporia 170
Lineage: Eukaryota; Fungi; Ascomycota; Sordariomycetes; Hypocreales; Clavicipitaceae
Product: transcription initiation factor TFIID subunit
Exons: 4
Coding region: 1-2268 (755 amino acids)
Biological process (GO): transcription initiation at RNA polymerase II promoter
Cellular component (GO): transcription factor TFIID complex
Molecular function (GO): RNA polymerase II general transcription initiation factor activity; protein binding
Source: RefSeq, a predicted model, not a curated record